Messenger RNA from Megachile rotundata (alfalfa leafcutting bee), 2168 nucleotides. It is a transcript of the gene cv-2, whose product is annotated as crosveinless 2-secreting protein. Gene Ontology annotation, biological process: positive regulation of BMP signaling pathway. NCBI's taxonomy places the organism in Eukaryota, Metazoa, Arthropoda, Insecta, Hymenoptera, Megachilidae. The record is from RefSeq and is a predicted model, not a curated record. Gene Ontology annotation, molecular function: BMP binding. Gene Ontology annotation, cellular component: extracellular region.
GAGCAAGAGAAAGUGGCCUCGUCGACGCGUCGGCGCGGAGAAUCGCGGGUGCGAGUGCGUGGCGACCCGUCGACGAACUCGUCGACUCCGUAAAUCGUCGUCGUCGGCGGAGACGAAGCCGAAGCCACGGACGGAACGGUAUCGGAGACGAACAUGAAGUUUACGCGAUCACCUUCGACGCCGUUGGCCCUAGCUCUGGCGUUGGCUUUGUUUUCGUCGCUCGGUCGUUGCGACGCUUCGGAAAGCAUAAUAGGAAGCCGCGAAACAUGCGACGUCGAGGGUGAAGACUUCACCGUGGACAAGAUCCCGAACACCAGAUGCUUCAAUUGCUUGUGCAAGAACGGUUUCGUCGAAUGCAGGAAACAGCAAUGCCCUAGCAUCGAAGGUUGCUACACGCUGCUGGAGCCGCGCGAGGACGAAUGCUGCCACAGGUGCAAAGGUUGCGCGCGGAACGGAGCGUAUCACGAGUCGGAGACCGAAUGGACCGAGGGAAACGACCCGUGCCGAAUCUUCGUUUGCAAGGCCGGAGUGAUCACCGAAUCCCGGCUAAGAUGUUACACGCCCUGCUCGAACCCGAUCCCGGCAGCGCCCGGUCAUUGCUGUCCCGUAUGCCUGGGAUGUCACGUGAACGGACAAAUGGUGACCGCGGACAGGUCGGUGACGACCAGCGAGGAUCCUUGCGUCACUUGCAGAUGCAACGCGGGACGACUGACGUGCGCCAAGCAAGCUUGUCCGGUGUUGCACUGUCCAGCAUCGAGGAUCGUUCACGAUCCUGGCGAGUGUUGUCCCCGUUGCAAAGGUAGCGGCAGAUACUUGUCUCCGCCGAAGGGCGCGUGCAUGUUGGGGACGGCCGUCUACAAUUCCGGAAAUCAGUUCUACUUGGACCAGUGCACGCGAUGCAGUUGCUCGAAUUCGGCGGUCUCGUGCGCCCGAGAAACCUGCCCCGUGCACGACUGUCCCACCGAGCAUCAGAUCACGCUACCGGGUCGUUGCUGUCCGCAGUGUCCCGAGGUCGAGGAAGUACGACCGUCUUGCACGUACGCGGGCAAAACCUACGGGGAUGGCGAAACUUGGAAGCUAGACUCGUGCAAGGCAUGCGCUUGCAUGCAAGGUAAGGUACGAUGCGCGAUGCCGAUGUGUCCGCCGUUGAAUCUACCCUGCCCGCCGAACUCGAGGCUGGAGCAUCCAGAGGGGCAGUGUUGUCCUCGUUGCGUGGAAAGCGACGGCGUGUGUACGGUGUUCGGGGACCCGCAUUAUCGCACGUUCGACGGAAAGUUUUACAGCUUCAAGGGAGCGUGCAAGUAUCAGUUGGCCAGCGAUUGUACCGGGCACACGUUCAGCGUCAGGGUGACCAACGACGCCAGGGCCAGCAGGUUCUCCGCUUGGACCAAGACGAUCGCCAUCAAGGUGGGCGAUCUAAAAGUGAAUCUAGGACAAAAGAUGCGCGUGAAGGUGAACGGAAAGAAGGUGGAUGUGCCGUAUCGCGUAGCCGAUCGACUGGACGUGAACCGAACAGCGGACAGCGUGAUCGUGAGCACGCGGAUCGGAAUCAAGGUUCUCUGGGACGGAAUCAGCUUCCUCGAGGUAUCGGCACCGACUUCGUACCGAGGUCGACUCUGCGGUCUCUGCGGCAAUUUCAAUUCUCUGCCGAAGGACGACUUCACUAAUCGAAGGGGCCGACUGGUACAGGAUCCUCAACCGUUCGGCCAGUCGUGGCUCGUCGGCGCGAAGAAAAGCUGCGCCAGGCCGAAACCGGCGGCCAACCUCGACCGGGCUAGACGUUGUCGCGGACGCAAGGAUCAUCGGUUGUGCAAUCGACUGAGGUCGCAAAUCUUCGACGCGUGUCACAAGAAGGUGAAUCCGACGAUGUACUACAAGGCUUGCCUGCAGGACAUGUGCGAGUGUCCCAGCGAAAACUGCUACUGCGAGUCGUUUACGGCGUACGCGCACGAGUGCAAGAGACUGGGCAUCCAGCUGCCCCAUUGGCGGAAAGCGACCAGAUGUCGAACCGGUUGGGACCAGGCUGCGCGCUCGUUGUCGCUCGCGCCGCUCGCGCCGCGUUUGCCUUGACCCCCACCGCCGUCGGAGCUUCGUCGAUAACGUCUCGAAUCGCCGAAUCACCGUCGAAUACCCGAAUACGCGAACAGCCGAUCGAACGCGACCUACCG